UCCAAAGUACGGAGACCCGAACGAAUCCAACUGUGUGAUUCCCGUGUUUUUCUCCGAUUCUUCAUCCGAUUACUCUUUACAUAUAGCGAGAACUUGCUUGACACUUCAACAAUGAAGUCGACGAAUAUUCCGGUGCACACAAACGUGGACUCACAGGCAUUUUUGAGUGACAUAUACCCAGCUAGAAAUCCAGUCAUUUUAAGAAACGUGCCAAUUGGCGCCUGCACAUCAUUAUGGACAAGUGAAUAUUUACAAAAGCACGGCGGAACAAAAGAAGUCAGCGUCCACGUAAGCCCGUCACGCAACCUGAACUUCAUCAGCAGAAACUUCAUCUACAGAACGUUACCAUUCAGCGAGCUAGUCGAAAGAGCCAACAAGGACGUACAGGACAAGUUUUUCAUUGAAAAGGGAGAGCUUUACUAUUUACGGUCUCUUGGCUCAGAUCAACGGAAAAAACCAGCGGAUAUCCAAGAACAGUUUCCAGAGCUAGCAAAGGAUGUCCAGCUUCCCAAUUUCUUUCCGGAAGAGGCAUUUUUUUCAAGCGUGCUUCGAAUAGCAUCUCCGAAGCUGUGCCUGUGGACACAUUACGAUGUAAUGGAUAAUAUGCUGAUACAAGUCACGGGAAGAAAAAAAGCAGUAUUGUUUCAUCCAAACAGUGUCGAGUACUUGUACCUCCAAGGAGACAAAUCUCAGGUAACAGACAUUGAAAAUCCAGACCUCGUGAGGUACCCAGAGUUUCUCAAGGCAGAACAGCAUGUGGGUGUGCUUGAACCCGGAGACAUUUUGUUUAUACCAGCUUUAUGGUUCCACAACAUGACGGCCCUAGAUUUCGGAGUUGCGGUAAAUGUUUUCUGGCGCCACCUUGAAGGCGCGUGUUAUGAGAAAAGUGAUGUGUACGGCAAUAAAGACCCAGUGCCCGCUGCGAAAGCGCUCGCUCAUCUGCAUAAAGCAAUGAGAGAGCUUCAACAGUUGCCCACAGAGUACCGGGAAUUUUACGGCAGACGAAUGAUAGAAGAGAUAAAAAGCAUUUCAAUGACGUAACAUGGAAAUAUUUGAUUAAUAAAUGGAUACUGUCACUUGUCAAGUGGA
Molecule: messenger RNA, 1089 nt
Organism: Ornithodoros turicata
Lineage: Eukaryota; Metazoa; Arthropoda; Arachnida; Ixodida; Argasidae
Product: tRNA wybutosine-synthesizing protein 5-like
Exons: 7
Coding region: 112-1041 (309 amino acids)
Biological process (GO): wybutosine biosynthetic process
Molecular function (GO): tRNA binding; 2-oxoglutarate-dependent dioxygenase activity
Source: RefSeq, a predicted model, not a curated record